Molecule: messenger RNA, 883 nt
Organism: Pieris napi
Lineage: Eukaryota; Metazoa; Arthropoda; Insecta; Lepidoptera; Pieridae
Exons: 5
Coding region: 413-820 (135 amino acids)
Source: RefSeq, a predicted model, not a curated record
AACCAUUCCUUUUUUUAAGUAUUAACAAGAAUAUUUUGUUUUAAAUAUCGCAGUACGAAUAACUUAAAACAAACGCAUUUUACGGUUUGCAUUUUGUAUUAACUAUACGUUCGUUAUUAAGAUAUUUCUUACAUUAAAAUUAUUGUAUGGAAAAUAUGCUUUAUGCGAUCAUGAUACGAGUUAAAAUUGAAAACCAAACUUAAAAUUCAAACCAAUGGAUAUUGUAAGUUUGAUAUUAAUCGUUAAUAUCGAUACGUACAUAGGAAAUUGUAUCUUAUUUCAUUAAGUUGAUGAUAUAUUACAGGUCGAAGAACUGAAGUUAAAUAUUUACUAGACGUUGAAAGCUACUGCAAUCAACACACAUUUUAUUAUAGGAGUUUUUAAUGGUAUUGUAAAAUAAUAGUGCCUUGAAAUGGAUUGGUUUGUUAUGUAUUUAAUAGUUGUGACUCUUGUCGUAGUCAAGGGUUACAAAUCUCUUGACCUGGAAAAUCUCAUCGACUUAGUGAGACGAAGAAGCAUCUUAACCGAUGACGAAAAAAUCUUGGGCGUCCCAAAAUAUGUUGAGCAUUUACCACGGGCUGAGAAGAUAUUACCAGGGCACACGUUACUGAAACCCUCCUUCGGUAUGCUAAAGUCCGCAGUGAAAUUUCCUCAAAGAAGUGUGGGCAACAAUGUAUAUGGAAAUAUAAAUAAUAUUGGAAUAGCAUUUGGGAAUACCAAUGAGAGAAUUAGAUAUACAGGUUUUAGAAAAACUGAGAAUGUCAUGGCAGCUAUAGUUGGUGCUAUUAAGAAUAUAAAAUCAAAAUCUAAUCAAAUGUAAGUAUGCGUAGUAUAAGUAGUAGUUUAUAUUAUAAGAAUAAUUAAAUUUUAAUUAAUCAUUUAC